AUGUCUGACACAUUAUAUCCGUUCAGACAUCCGCGUCCCAUGUUUAAAGAUAGAGUAAAUGAAUCACCCCAGCAUUUUACAAAAUAUGCUGCAGAAUAUGUGAAAUCCUUAUAUCCGAUUAAAGACCGGAUAGAGCAAUAUAAUCUAAUUUGGUUGAUGUCUGACGUGAUUGCCGGUCUAACGGUUGGUGCAGUGGUAAUUCCGCAAGGAAUGGCCUACGCCAAAAUUGCUGAAUUAGCCCCUGAAUAUGGUCUAUAUACGUCUUUUGUGGGCGUCUCCAUUUAUGCUUUGUUUGCUACAUCUAAGGACAUAACCAUUGGACAACAACUGUCAUUCAAUAUUGGAAAAAGCACCAGUCCAAUCGUUAUUUUAACGACUGUCCCAAAAUGUUUUAGUCAUGUUGGAGUUCCACCUGUGAAUAGUGAAGUUCUAUGUCACAUCAUAAGUUAUAUUCCGAUGAUUGCAAUUGGAAUUACAAAUGUUAUCGGGCCAUUCCUUCGGGGUUACGGUUAUUUCUUACGUACAGCUCUUAAAUCAAAAUCUGGUGUACGAACUCCACUUGCGGAUAUUUUCUCUGCCAUAUUGGUCGUUUUGGCCUUAUACUUCUUGACACCCGCUUUCUAUUAUAUUCCGGAUUCUGCGCUUGCGAAAUAA
Molecule: messenger RNA, 654 nt
Organism: Ambispora gerdemannii
Lineage: Eukaryota; Fungi; Glomeromycota; Glomeromycetes; Archaeosporales; Ambisporaceae
Source: the annotation of a GenBank genome assembly